AUGGGUCUCACCGUCAUGACCCAGACCACAGGCAAUGUCCCCAGCCGUGCUUGGGGAACCAAGUUACCUCCCGGCAAUAAAACAACCCCAGAACACGUUGACGUUUCCGGCGAGGUUUCCUGGGGGGAUCCCGCGCGAACCGGAACAGCUUACGACUUCCGGACGGACGCCAUAACAACCCCCUCAAUCCGCCAGCUAGCCGCUAUCAGCCGCGCCACCCUUAACGACGACGUCUUUUCCGAAGACGCCACCACAGCCCAGCUGGAACGCCACAUGGCUGCCGUCUGCGGUUGCGACGCCGCCGCCUUCGUCGUGUCAGGCACCAUGGCCAACCAGCUCGCCAUCGGCGCGCUGCUGUGCCGCUACGCACGACCGAACGGGGUCCUCGCCGACGCCUCGGCGCACGUCGUCAACUUCGAGGCCGGCGGGCUCGCAGCGCUGUCGGGUGCCACGGUGCAGCCCGUGCGGCCGGCCAACGGGCAAGGCCGGGGACUGUAUCUGACGGCGGCUGACUUAACGGCGCAUGCGCGCUGCCCGACGAGGGUGGUCAGUCUGGAGAAUACGGCGCAUGGCAACGUGGUGCCGCUCGGGGAGCUGCGCGCCGUGCGCGAGUGGGCGUCGCGCCGCGGGGUCAUGGUACAUAUUGAUGGGGCGAGGGUGUGGGAUGCCGUGGCUUCCUCUUCCGGCGGCCGGGCAGGGGGGACGCUGGCGGAGAUUGCGGCCUGCGCUGAUGCCAUGACGCUGUCGUUUUCCAAGGGCAUUGGGGCGCCCAUUGGGGCGGUGGUGGUGGGCUCGUCGGCGGUGAUUCGCCGGGUCAAAAGGCUGCGUCAGAGCAUUGGCGGCGGCGUCAGGAAAAUGGGCGUGCUGGCGGCCGCCGCGAGGGAAGCGCUGCUCGAGAAUUUUGGGCCGGGUGACGUGGAUGUGAGAGGAGUUCUUGGGGCUGUCCACGGCAUGGCUGCGGCGGUGGCGCGAAUGUGGACGGACCGGGGAGGGAGAUUGCUCCGCCCGACAGAGACCAACAUGGUCUGGCUUGAUCUUGCGAGUGCCGGCGUUACGGCUGAGAUGUUGAACGCUGUGGGCACGCGGAGCGGGAUCCUGAUCUCGGCGCCGCGGAUCGUCCUCCACCACCAGAUAUGUGCCACCGCGCUGGCCAGCCUGGAGCAGGUGUUCGAUGCCGUCCUCUCCCUGCGGCAGCUCAAGGAGGUGAACGCCGCUGGUGCUGGCGGAUGAGACCGAAAUCAAGACGGAAUGUAUGCCGUGGUGGCGUGUACCUGCAUGGUUGUCAAUUUGAGGACGGACAAGCCGAAUGUGGAAGCGCUACGAGCUGGCGUUGAGGAGCGCUUGUCAGAGACCCAUGCCCGGCUUUGACCCCGAAAGCCGUUGCAGGGACGAUCUAUUGAGUGCUUGCCGGGUCCAAGGGGGUUAUUGAACUUGGAACGCCGUGACUGUUCAAAGAGGAAAAGAAUGAAUGAUACCUGCGUAGUCGCGUUAAAU
This is a messenger RNA of Parathielavia appendiculata, 1494 nucleotides long. RefSeq lists its product as uncharacterized. Gene Ontology annotation, cellular component: cytosol. The record is from RefSeq and is a predicted model, not a curated record. The coding region runs from base 1 to 1230 and encodes 409 amino acids. The transcript has 4 exons. Gene Ontology annotation, biological process: glycine biosynthetic process; L-threonine catabolic process. Gene Ontology annotation, molecular function: L-allo-threonine aldolase activity. Lineage: Eukaryota; Fungi; Ascomycota; Sordariomycetes; Sordariales; Chaetomiaceae.